CUAGUGAUCUUGAUUUUAGAGUGGGACAUCUACAAGUUAUCUCUUUAGCUUGGACAAUUACUACUACUUAAGAGACAUAUUCUUGUGUUUGGCCAAUGGUAUUUUGAUACAUCGAGUUGAACAGUGACAACGAGUUUAGUUUCUUUCCACAAAACAGAGGUCUCAACACGGCAUUCGUAUCCAAGAAAUUUCCUCAGAAAGUUCCCAGAAAUUUUCUGUUUUGACUUCUUGGAAUAAGUAGUUUCUUGGCACGUAAAUUUUGACUGACUUGUUGGAUGGAAUCAGCCUGUGGACCAUGUUUCUCGAUUAUGGAUCACAAUACCAAGAUAUCCGAAUAUAAACUUAGUGCACUUCUACUGUAUCCUCUACGCAUUCCAGACCAUAUACUGCCGUAGACCAAGGCUUCAUUCUUUAUAAACCGUGUAUCUUUCAGUCAGCAAUCCCCUUUAAAAUCUGUUGUUUAGAUCCCAUGUUAAUGUUUCAAUAGUUCAAGUGGGAUUCUCAUAUUUUGAGAUUUUGUAUCAUGCAAGAUUUUUGUUAAAAGUGAUAUAGCUCGAUGUCUCAUAACUAUGACAAUUGGGAAAGAAUAGUGGAAGCCGUGUUGCGGAGAGAACAUGACCGGGAACUUGCUUUAGCUCAUUCCAGGGAAUCAAGUUUCAGCUCUAGUAUCAUAUCCGAUCCCAGUUCUCCAAUUCAUGAUAAUCAGAAUAUUCAACUCGGUUCUUCUUCUGAUACAGAAAAUGAAACAGAUUGGGAGAGAUUGCUUCUAUCUGAUUAUGAGGACAUCAUCUCCAGAUGUUUGGGUGACUCUCCAAUUUUACUUGAUGGAGGCAAAAUGAGCUUUCAUAUUGAUAAAACAACUGGGAAGAGAUGUGCUAUGAUUGGAGCAAGAAAACUCAAAAUUUUAUGGGGUGAAAUCCCAGAAUUCUGGAAGUUGACAUUGCACGAAGACUCCAGAUUCUUAACGGUGGCAGAGCUUAAUCAAGUUUUGAGGUUAGAUAUUCGAGGACAAAUAGAUACAAAUAUGCUGUCCCCAAGGACUCGUUAUGCAGCUUAUCUUGUACAUGGAUUCGCGAAUUCUUAUGAGGGUAGUCCCUUGUUAGUAAAUGCAAUUAUUUCUAAUAGAAUUAAAGAUGGUGAUGCUCAAAAGCAAGCUAGUCUUUUGCACCUUGGACCACCAAAAGAUAGAAAUGGGAAUAUUGCGAUGAGACCCGAUAAGUGGAUGGAGGUAGAAAUUGGAGACUUUUGUACUGAUCAAGAAGAUAACAGUGUUGUGGAGGUGCGAGUAUGGGAGAAUAAACAAUGUUUGAAGUCCGGCCUCAUUGUAGAAGGCAUUGAAUUUCGGCCCCCCAAUGCUAACAUUGUGAUUUUUCCAAAGAAAAAUGUGAGAAAGAAAAGAAACGGGAGUUGAGGAAUUUUUUCAAACCUUAGGAUUUCUGGAUGAAAUGAAUACAAAAUUCUGUGUCUCCGCCUGAUUUGUGUUCUUAUCACCUCCCAACUUGCUCAGCGCGGGGCUGAAGCUGCAAUGCUAGUGAUGCAAUAUUAGAAGAGAUAUUAGUUUCCAAUCUCAGUUGCAUUUUAGGAAACAUAAUUAGGUUUAAUUUAGUUGCUUUUAUUAUUUAUUUCCUACUUAGAAUAGAAUUAUUGAAUCCCUAUAUAAAGGGGUAUUAUGCUUUGUAGUAAAACAAAUUUGGAAUGAAUAAAAUUGAUAUCUUUCUCCCCGA
Olea europaea var. sylvestris is the source of this 1724-nucleotide messenger RNA. Its product is annotated as putative F-box protein PP2-B12. The transcript has 3 exons. NCBI's taxonomy places the organism in Eukaryota, Viridiplantae, Streptophyta, Magnoliopsida, Lamiales, Oleaceae. The record is from RefSeq and is a predicted model, not a curated record. Bases 557 to 1411 code for a protein of 284 amino acids.